Molecule: messenger RNA, 9266 nt
Organism: Pogonomyrmex barbatus (red harvester ant)
Lineage: Eukaryota; Metazoa; Arthropoda; Insecta; Hymenoptera; Formicidae
Biological process (GO): autophagy; response to starvation
Cellular component (GO): cytoplasm
Molecular function (GO): protein binding
Source: RefSeq, a predicted model, not a curated record
UUAUAUGCCGUAGUCGCUUCGUGUCCGUCGUGCAGAGUGGAGGAGCGGAAGGACGCGAGAGAGAAAGAGAGAGAAGUGAAGUCGCUCGUGCGUCGGAUGUAUGUACGCGAAGACGCGUCGUUCGGGGUGCGUCCGUUCGUCUGUCCGUCUGACAUUCUGCGCUCCUGCCUUUUUUUCCCCGCGGCGCGGAAAAUUGCGGACGGACAAUCGCGCCGUAUUCCGCGCGCGCGAUCGCGCGCUUGACAUCAUAGCCACCCGCGCCAUUCGCUUGGCUUGGCUUGCCUUGACUUGGCUUGGCUUGGCUUGGUUUGGCACGGUUUGGCUCGUCUCGGGUCAGCUCGGUUCGGCUUGGUCUGUCAGUCGCUCGCGGGACGCAGAAUGACGCAGUAGACGGAGAAGACAGUGGUAUCAUCGGCGGCGGUGACGCGUGCGCGGAGUACAGUGUGGCGGAUUCUCUCUAUCUCUCUCUCUCGCUCUCCAUCACACACGUACCACACGCGACUUCUCCCUUCUCUGUCUCUCCUCUCGCACAAUGAGAAAACACGGUGAAGUCUCGCGGUGAAGUAGGUAAAAUUAAUUUGGGAAUAAAAAAUGUCUGCGGAAUCGCCAAGGCGAGGUGUGCAUAAAGGAGCUCAAGUUGUUUCACCUCAGCCUAUAGUAGAUCGAUCAAUUAUUGAUAGUGUUGCUGGAAUCAUCAAUGACAUAGUACCACAGGGGUAUGCUGGAGUAUCCAACUCUGAUAAUAAGGAAACCAUAUCAUGGGCGCGAUUUGAAUAUGCGGAUAUAAAUGACCCCGCUUUAUAUCCCGAUUACAAUGAAGGUUCCAGUACACCACCGUUGUUAUUGGUAUUAGGAUAUGCGGUUGGUGUUCAGGUAUGGCUGAUAGCAGCGACGGGAGAAGCAACGGAAGUUCUAUCAUGGCGACAAGGUGUGGUUCGUACCCUUCGAAUUCUACCAAAUCCAAAGACUGACGACGAACACGUCGACGAAUUCGAAGCGAAACGGCCGAUGGUAGCAGUCUGCUCCGAGCCGGAUUCGACACUUCCGGGACCAAAAUUUUGCGACGUCAACUUCAUUUCCUUAAAAACCGGCGAACCGGUGCACAGUGUAGGCUUCAAACAUCCUGUCUGCGACGUACUGGCAAAUAGACGAUCCGUGGUCGUAACGUUAUUAGAAAAAAUUGCAGUCUUUGAUGCCAGAACAUUGCAAAAUAAUAUAACAAUCACGACCUGCUAUGCCAGCCCUGGCCCAAAUCCAAACCCUGUCGCUUUAGGAACACGAUGGCUCGCUUACAGCGAGAAAAAAUUAAUACCUGCGAGAAGAAGCAGUGGUGGUUGCGAAGGAGAAGGUGUUCAAAGUUACACAGCGACGGUUUUAUAUGCGGCAAAGUCACUGGGGAAAGGUCUUCGCGGAUUAGGAGAAACUGUAGCGUCGAGUCUCACUGGGAAUUCAGUAUCGCCGAUGGCUAUCAAUAACGCGGGCAAUGACGUGACGCAACCAGGCGUCGUUACAAUAUUAGACCUUCAGAUCGCGAAAGACGAGAAGGAGUUAGACGACACGAAUGCGGAUGCUGUAAUCGCUCAUUUUACCGCCCACAGUGAUGCGAUUGUUGCCAUGACUUUUGAUUUGACUGGUGCGUUAUUAAUGACGGCGGACAAGAGAGGACAUGACUUCCACAUAUUCAGAAUCCAACCGCAUCCUGGUGGACCGACAUUAGCAGCAGUGCAUCACCUGUAUAUUUUACAUCGUGGCGAUACCACUGCGAAAGUACAGGAUAUGGUAUUCUCAAGUGACACACGCUGGGCCGCGAUUUCAACCGUAAGAGGUACAACACAUGUUUUUCCUGUCGCACCUUAUGGAGGUCCUGUUGGCGUUAGAACUCAUUCCACGCCCAAUGUUGUCAAUAGACUAUCGCGGUUCCACAAAAGUGCGGGCUUGACGGAUGAUGGUACCCGAUCUCAUUCUCCUGUAUCUCAUACGGAAUUACCUUUGUCCGUAUAUCCGUACUCCAAUCCUAGACUUCCUCCGUAUCCUCAUCCAACGAUAUUGCACCCUAUGUCUCAGAUUCGGCAACCGUCUUCUUUGAAUCAGGUCAACAGCUCCACACAGCCAAGACCACAGCAAAGACAACGGUUACAUUCGGACGAUAGUGGUACUUUACCGUUGAAGAUUUGCGCGUGCUUCGCUCCACCGAGAGCCUGGAUGUACGCACAAAGGGAGUCCAGCAGCAAGGUUGUCAAAAGGGCGGUCGAUUCCUUGUUCAUUAUGGCAUGCCAUGGAAAUAUGAUACAAUACGAUUUGGAUCCUAAACCAGCCGCUGGAGUACCAAAGGAAAAAGUUUGCGACGAUACUACUAUUGAAUUGGAGGUUGAAGCAAAGGGCCAAUGGCCACUCUGUAGAUCUCCCAAUUCAUCGGAUCUUAUCCCACCUUUGUCUUUAUCGAAUCCAUUACUCAGUGUUUCGUUCGCGCCAAAAAACAAUCAAGAAUUUGAUACAGCCGAGGGUCGUUGGUUAAGUCAAGUGGAAAUCGUAACGCACGCUGGACCGCAUAGACGAUUGUGGAUGGGACCACAAUUUGUUUUUAAAACUUAUAACGCGCCAAGCGGUGUUGCUGUCAAUCUGGUUGAAGCGGAAGCAGUCGAAAUUGGAAUCACCGGAUCGCGUCCAGCAAGAUCGAAGCCCGUUAAUAUGCCCCAUGCAGCAUCUAGGCCAUUGAUGCCGGUUGUUAUCGAUGGAUCAGGAAGCAGUUAUGAGCAAUCGCCGAGAUUCGUGGAGGCUUAUGGUGAUCCUUUGGACAGCGAGAAUGUGGCCGUUGGUAGCUGUGAAAGUCAACUGAGAGAGGAUCUCGCGGAAGCUAUGCUCGAGAUAUCAAUCGCAUCGCAUCGUGCCCCAGGGAGGCGUACGGUAUUUGAGAGGGUGGGUCAGCCGGUAACUAAAGUCGUCAACCCUCACACCGGCACCGUGAUUACCGUGUCGGCCGACGAGGAUGAGGACGCUAUUAGCUCUAUACAGGAGUACGACUCCGCCGCGGAGGAGAUCCACGCACCUAGAAGCGUGUGCGCGGAGGAGGGUCCGGCCUCGCUCGGCGCGGCGGACCUCCCGGAUGAGCCGGAAAGUCGGGCGCUGAAUCGCGAGCUCACCGAGAUCUGUGCGGAGAUGCGCUCGGCAAGCGAGCCGGCGAUCGACAGUGUGCCUGACGAGAACAUACGCGAGCUGCAGGAACGUCGCGCCCUGUGCGCGGAGAUGGCGGCCACGACGACCAUGACGACGUCGAUCGACUACGAGAGGGAGGAGGCGUUUCGCGACGUGCCGACGAGUCUGAGCCUGUGCGCCGAACCAGGUGAGAUCCCGAGCAGUCCGAUGACGCAGGCGAAAGAGACCGCGUUAUGGUGCAGCAAGGGGAGAUCCGCCGACAAGCGGCUCGAGGAUUAUCGCAACGAGGCUCACGAGCGGCACCUCGCCAAGGCGAAAUAUGUUGUCAGCUACGACGAUGACAGCGUCACGUUAAUGGAGAACAAGACGAUGCGAAGCGAGAGGAACAUCGAGAUGCCGAGUGUAGACGAGAGAAUCAAAAAACCCAUCGCGAGAAGAGCUAUCGAGAAGAGCAUCGAUUCUGAAAAAUCUCAGAAACGUUCGGUCGAACAGCGGACGACGCGCGCGGAGAAAUACAUCAUCAAAGAGGACGAGGAUAGCGUCGUUAUCGAGGAUGCGCGAUGCGUGGACUCGAUGAUGACUGUUGGCGCGAGAAAAGAGAGAAGCGACGUCGAUAAGAAAAGAGAAAUCGAGAGCGCAAAAGACACCAAGAUAGCGAGAGACAAACACGAGAUGCCACGUAAAAACAACGAAUCGAAGAACCGUUUUUCUCCACGAGAAUCCAACGGCAAGGAUCGAGUUACGUCCGAGGAAAAGGGAAUUAAACGCACGAGAGAGAUAUCUGUCGAUUUACCCGAACCGACGGAAUCGGUUAUCGAUGCAAAAGGAAACUCCAUUAAAUUUACUUCGGAUAUGGAAAAAGCGAGACUACUGUCCGAGAGAACUAAAGAGAGCAACCACGACGACGAUGAUGACGACGAAUUGCCGCCGUUGGAUCCGCCGCCUCUGGACGAUUUCAGUUCUAUCGAAUAUCACAUGGUGGAGCCGUGCAAUUUCGGCAGAGAUGCCGCGUCAACGUCCACCCAGUCCGACGAUGAUAUCGAGCAUAUUCACGCGUCUGAGGUGAUGCAGAUGCGAAUGAAGAUCGAUACGGGCAGCGGUAGAUGCAAGGAUGCAAGUGCAACUGUCAGCACGAUCGCGCAAUUGUCUUCUCCGACAACGCGCCGGAAGAGCAGCAAGAGCACGAUCUCGGACGACGAUCUGGAGUACAUACACAGUGUCGAUCUUGGCUUUGAAUCCGCGAACUUGGAGCGGAAUGACGCUAAUGCGAUGAAAUCCUUAACGAGGGGAAGCAACGACGGUUGCCCGCGCAGAAGGCACAGCAGGCAUACGUUGUCUUCCGACGAUGAUUUGGAGCAUGUUCAACUGUCGGAAGUCCGUGAGCUGGAACUUGACGCGGCGGUGAGAUUGUCGCAAAGAGAAUCUCUACAGGAAGCAACGUCGGCAGAGCAGCAAGGAACAAAGUCUAGAUCGGGUAAGAGACGGAAGGAUAUCAUGGUGAUCGAGAAGAACGAUGCGGAAGCCGCGGAGGCUGCGGAGGUCACUGUGAUAUACAACCCGCUGGAAGACAUGUGGUCAAAGUUGGAGGAGACCGAAAAGUGCGAUUUCGCCGAUCAUUUCAAGGAAAAACCGGAUGGACCGUACCCGAGCCCCACGAAAAGGUCUAAGAAUCGCGGUACGAAAGCAACGAGUUUCUCGUCGUCCUCGUUGCUACCUGCCAAGCGAGUUUCUCAGAGCACCGAUACCGACAUAGUCGAGAUUAUCGAUAUCGAUGCGAUGCAGAAGGCAGAUAUGGAUGCCGAUGCAACGCCGGAGUGCAAGAUUCUACCUGUCGUUACCGGGCCGCGUAGCCGAAAGUCUCGCAAGAGCAAGCGGUCACAGUUGGACGGUCAGUCCCAGGAAAACAAUUCGACGGAGCUUCCUGUUUCUGCGCCUCUACCUUCGUUCCGUUCUUCCAAGGUGAAAAUGGCGGAGUUGCAGGAGGCCGUGCAGGAAGCCGUGCAGGAGGAGUCGUUUAUAGAACUCGGUUCCAGGAGUCAGGAAUCGAAGGCUCAGACACCGCCUUUGACAGAGAUAUCUUGGAGCUCUAUCGUCAAGAAGAGCAUCUCCCCUUCCUCGGACUCGCAAGAAGUCCGCAAGGAAACCGAUCUCGAGCCAUUGAUCGAAGUGGAGGAGAGAUCGGAGAGCGGCGAGCAUGUGAGAAAAUUCGACGAAGCGGAACUUCAUGCUAGGGACGAUCUUACGUUCUAUGAAUCUGCGGGAAGUCCGACGCGCGAACGCGAGAGUACACGACGACGUGCCUGCAGGUCUAAGCAGGAAGAGGAUGAUGACGAAGAACUCUUCGGUGAGAGGGAUAACAUCGAUGUGACGAAGACGGCGGCGACGACGAUGGUGAAGGAGAAUAUCCUCGUAGACAUUCACGCACCGAUCAUAGACGAAGAGCCUCGCACGGACACGGAUGUCACGUGCGUCGCAACUGCUCUGACGCGAGCUAAGAUCUCUCGGGACAAGGGGGAUAACAAAGCGACGGAGGAGCGCAGUCCUCUCCUCGCCUCGGAAGUACCACGAUCCGUCGUCGACGAGACACGUCGAGGUGGUAGCCAGUCGGUGGCCAGUUACGAGGACCUGAGCUCCAGCAGUUUCAGCUCCGCUAGCAGGGCAUCCCUGGACGCGAGAAGUUCACCGACGCCGUCGUACGGUGCUGAGAACAUGAUGGUGUUCCCCGGUGAUAGUAGCGGCUCCAUUUGAGAUUAUUUGAGAUGCGCAGCCAUGCUGCCCAAGUGGCUGCGCUGCCUCAGGUAAAGAGAGAGCGGUACAAGGAAGAAGAGGAAGGAGAAAAGGUAGAAGAAGAGAAAGAAGAGGAGUUCUCUGCGGAAGAGGAGAGUCCUUGCUUCGAAGGGGAGAGGCCGCUCCGUUGCGCCUCUACGAUCACUCUGUCUUUCCAAAAGACCGUCGACCACACAAAACUCUGUUUUUUCUAAAGUUCCGCUGACACGCGAGAUACAUCACGUAGUGAGACGGACGAGAGGCGCGAAGUGCGUCAGCGGAAUGGAUAAAUAAAAUGAGGACAAUUGCGCGCAUAUGUGCGUGUAUGUAUGUAUGUGUGUGCAUGUAUGUAUACGUAUGCACGUAUGGAUGUUUAAAAUGAGAGAUGAAGGAAAGUGUUAAGUCGAAGGAAAAAGAGUAGAUGUUAAGGGGAAGGUGAGAACCAUGCAAGCGAACUUUGGCCGCGACUUUGCUACGGGGCGCGUGCGUAUGCACAGAAUGCGUUUUCCUUGCCGUGAGAGUCGCGCGCGUUAUUGCCAUUAUCUUAUUUCCUCUUGUUAUUGCCUCUUCGCCUACUCCGUUCGCUUACUCCUGCGCGCGAUCACGCGGGGGUACGAUGCUCUCCUCUACGUAAAACCCUUCGCAAGAGGCACGUAGAAAGCUAGUGUCGUCCGCGUAUAUCCGCGCGUUCUACAAAGAUGUAAGGGAAGAAAGGGGAAAAAAAAAAAAACAAAGUCCGCGCUUCGCGAGAGCCGCGACAAUAUUUCGUUUCUCGACCUCUCGGUCGCGCUACACUGAUAUCUAAGAGACUAUUUUACGGUAAAGUUAUGCUGAUUAUUAAUCCCUAUAUAUUUUUGUACUUUUUGGUAUAUCUCUCCCCGUGGACGCACGCACGCACGCACGAGGUAUAUCGUACCCUUGCCCCCCUGUCCCCCGAAUCUGCAAUCUGCAUUUGUGAUAAUUGCAUUUUGUACACUCUCUCCUCGUGCAAUUCGUCGGUAUCCAAUGCUCGCGAUUUGUUGUUCGAAUACACGAAUAUUUUCGUGAUUUUCGUGAAUGUAGUUUCUUCCCGCUCUACUCGCGUUCUCUCGUUGGCAUGUCGAUCGAUUCGGAUCAUUCUCAAAUGAUUUGUUUAUAUAUAUAUAUAUAUAUAUAUAUAUAUAUAUAUAUAUAUAUAUAUAUGGAUGCAAUAAGUGAUAACACGGUAUCUUAUCAAAUUGAUUACAAAUUUCACAUUGCUAUAAAAAAGAAAACUAGAUUGGUAAUAAUCAUCGAUUUCUCUUCAAUCCUGAUGAGAAUCGAGAUCAAUGAGUUUCAAUUGGAUUCAUUAAACACAUCAUUUGUUAAUCACAUAAAUAUGAUGUAAAUAACAAAGUAAAUAUUUUUAUUAUAUGUUUGCACGGCAAAGGCGCAUCGUUUGAGGGUGGUUUAACGCGGCACGAGGGAGAUCGCCACGCCGAAAACCAGGGAAACCACCAAGUUUCAUCGAGUUCAUUUCUGCUCCAGCGCUCGUUCGUGAGCAACCAAUCUGUCUUUCGCGCGGUUCCAGAUCGAACGGAGGAUUCUUGAGGUUUUUAAAAUAUCAGCAACUGGAUGAGAUGUGACCGAGGUUUAGCUAAUACUAGGUAUAGAAAAUCCUCGAAAGGACAUCGCGAGAAACAUAAAGUGUACGAUGUAGCGCGCCAGAGUAUACCACAAAAACUUGGCAAUUUAUAUAUAAAUAGAUGUUGUUUCUCUCUCUUUUUCAACAAUUAUACAGACCCAAAACAAAAACGUAAUCUCGAGCAGCAGAUUUUCUGAAACCUCCCCGGACGCCGGCGGUCUGCCCAGUUUUCGUGGAAUACCCAGCGAUUCUUCUUUUUUCUAAGUGAUAUAUCUAAAAUAAUGAUUAGCGAAUAGCGCGCGCGAUCGGUGCCAUCUGGACUCGAAGAGGCGGGAGGUAGCAUAGAUUAAUUGUUAAAUAUUUGCGUGCGAGACUUUUAUAGUAUGAUCUCCGUUGUGCGUACGCGUAAGCGACGAGUAGUUUUUAUAUAGUUGAGCAACAAGGACACGGCGUAUGUGUUAAACAGAAAAGUGUAAUAGCUGCUUGGUAGAGACGUUCUCAUCGUAUUUUCGAAGCAGAUUUCAAUAGUCUCGCUUUGCUCAAUCCUCUCCCUCUCUACCUUCAAUUUUCUACCUUUUACCUUUUCUAUCUAUAUCCUUUAUCUUCACUUUUCACCUCUUUUCCGCCGCAACGCCGAAAUGUAUCGAGCUAUAUGAAAGUAACGUGUGAAAAAAAAAAACUUGUAAGCGUAACAGGUACUCGACCAGGCGUUAUUAUCGCGUCUGCUUUUAAGGAAGCGAGUCAACUCUCUUCAAAGGGAGAUUAGUAAGCGUUUUAGAAGAUAUAUUUAGGAUGUAUGUCAGAGAACGUAGGCAAGACCUUAAUCUCGUACUUUCGAUGAUAAAGAGUUUUAGUACGCGGAUUUAUCGUGCCGACGUAUAUAUGCACGCGUGUCUGUGUCACCAGCACACCGAGCUAGGAAACAGUGUUCUAAUUCCUGGAUGCAUAAACAUUUUAAUGCGAGAAGUAAUAUUGAUUUUCUUCGUAUCGAGUAUCAUCGAAGAAGACGGUUAAAAAUUUCAAAAAAAAAAAAUCUUUGGGAAAGGGAAGAGACUUAAUUGAGGAAAUACUGAGUAAAGAAAGUAAAUGAGAUCUCGAAGUAAAGUCGAGAUCUUUAUGCGUCCAAGAAUUGAAUCGCGUUCUCAUUGCUGCACCGAAUCAAAUACGCGGCGCGUGGCAUUACACGUAUAUUUUUCUACCUCUUAUUUUUCCGAUAGAGCCACUGAGAAAAUUAGGCAGGACGAGUCCGCAGGCUCCGAUGCGCGAUGCGAGAUAGCACAGAAUCGUAGAUAAUAACAAUUACUGUAACGAUAACUUAUAGAUAUAUGUAUAGAAUGAUUAUAUCCCCUGGAUAUCCCCACGCUCUCGAGAGACGAUUAGGGAUCCUCGAUGUAUCGGGAAAUCUCUCGCAUCCUGAUUCUCGCUUUAUACUUACACGGAGGUUUUUAGUCAACAGACAAAUCAAUUUUAUAUCACUGUUGUUUGUGACACGAGGUGCACGGAUUUCGGAAGAAAAAGCGAUGCGGAUGCAGAUAUCUCCCAGUGCGAAACUGAAUUUGCAAAAGAACAAGAUAUCUCGUCGUUUUUCCAUUUUUUAAAUUUGAUACGGUAAUACAGUUUGUAGGAUGACUUAUCGUCGCUUGGCGAAAUCGAAAUUUAUAGCUUGCAAAGUGAGUAUCUUAUCUUAAGAUAGAAUAGCUCCUCACGGUGUCUUUCGAAAGAGAAGAACAGGAGGUUGUUCAAU